This is a messenger RNA of Panicum hallii, 1320 nucleotides long. RefSeq lists its product as uncharacterized. Bases 160 to 936 code for a protein of 258 amino acids. The transcript has 2 exons. The record is from RefSeq and is a predicted model, not a curated record. Lineage: Eukaryota; Viridiplantae; Streptophyta; Magnoliopsida; Poales; Poaceae.
ACCAGAAAGCAACGCCUCCCCACCAAAUUAACCCGACGCGUCACGAGUCAGAGCCAAGCAAGCAUUCUACUAGCUAGCUAGUACAUAACCUCCUGAGCGUUGCUUGUGUAGCUGCUAGCGUCGUCCCGUUCGUUGAUUCCGUGCCGUCUAGCUUCGAUCAUGGAGUGGAGGGACAGCUUCCUGGACCUGGCGCUGAUCCCGCUCAGCCUGCUGCUCCCCAUGGCGUACCACGCCUGGCUGUGGCGCGAGAUCCGCCUCCGCCCGCUCCGCACCGCCGCCGGCAUCAACGCCGCCACGCGCCGCCUCUGGGCCAUCGGCAUGAUGAAGGACAACGCGAAGAACGCGGUGACGGUGGUGCAGUCGGUGCGGAACGUGAUCAUGGGGUCGACGCUGAUGGCGACGACGGCGAUCCUCUUCUGCACGGGCAUCGCGGCGGUGCUGAGCAGCACUUACACUGUGAAGAAGCCGCUGAGCGACACCGUCUUCGGCGCGCACGGCGAGUACAUGAUGGCGCUCAAGUACGUGGCGCUGCUGCUCGCCUUCCUCUUCGCCUUCCUCUGCCACACCCUCGCCAUCUGCUUCCUCAACCAGGCCAGCUUCCUCAUCAACACCUCGAGCUGCCUCUUCCCACCCGCUGACGUCGCGGACCCGGAGGGCGGCGCCGGCGGCGGCCUGCCGUCCGCCUGCAGGGACUACGUCGCCGAGGUCCUGGAGCGCGGAUUCACCCUCAACCUCGUCGGAAACCGCCUCUUCUACGCCGGGGUGCCGCUCCUCCUCUGGAUCUUCGGCCCGCUCCUCGCCUUCCUGUCGUCCAUGGUCAUGAUCCCCAUCCUCUACAACCUCGACAUCGUCGACCUCAAGGGCCACAGCGGCUGCGUCAGCGCGAAAUCCACCGAGACGACCACCAAGGGGAGCGAGUGCACGCACGCCGUCUGAAACCUGAUCCGCUGAUCGAGCGAAAAACUCAUCGAAGCUGGGAAGAACCUGAACUUUGUUCUGAACAAACCAUGUGAUCUGUAUCAUCUUCGAUUCGUUUCAGUAUUCUGCUGCUGCUUGCGCAACGGUGUGUGCGGGGCUUUCUUGUCAGGAGACGGCAACUUGCUAGCGUUGGUGGUGUUGAUUCAUGUCGGCCUAAGCUAGCCGUCUUAGCUGAUAAGUAGACGUGUAAUGGAGUACUAGGAAACUCAGCUCUUUGCAUGGAUGCCAUGUCGGAACCCCACGCGUGCUUCAGUUGCUGCCGGUUUCUUCGUGGGUGCUGGUGCUCGACGAGUUGAUCGACACUGUGCCACCACAGAGGCAUAUUCCUAAGCCGCCUUUUUA